Nelumbo nucifera (sacred lotus) is the source of this 2599-nucleotide messenger RNA. RefSeq lists its product as uncharacterized. Gene Ontology annotation, molecular function: double-stranded RNA binding. Lineage: Eukaryota; Viridiplantae; Streptophyta; Magnoliopsida; Proteales; Nelumbonaceae. The record is from RefSeq and is a predicted model, not a curated record.
UACGAAACGAAGCCAUAAAUGCUCUCAUUAAUGGCUGGGGCUGUGGGGACUUGGAAAUGGCUGCUCUUUGGCUCCUCAGCUUUGGAAAAACCGUGCUGUAUUUGGAAAGUGUGCGUUAAACACAGACAGUCAAGGAAUUCAACCCCAUCUUGGAUCUCAAUCUCAAAUCAGGUGCUUGUUUCCCGGAAAAAAAAGAUAUACAUGCUCAUGCGGUAGUGAAGAGGCUUUGCUGCGUUCAUUUUCUUCAGACUGAUUUAGAAGGUAUGUAUAAAAACCAGCUGCAAGAACUGGCACAGAGGAGCUGUUUUAAUCUCCCUUCUUAUGCAUGUAUCAGAGAAGGGCCUGAUCAUGCUCCUAGAUUCAAGGCCUCCGUCAAUUUCAAUGGUGAAAUCUUUGAAGGACCCAGCUAUUGCACGACACUAAGACAGGCAGAACAUGCAGCAGCCGAAGUAGCGCUCAACACUCUCUACACAAGAGGUCCUUCAAGGUCUCUAACUGCCAAAGUUCUCGAUGAGACUGGAGUGUACAAGAACCUGCUGCAAGAAACUGCUCAUAGAGCUGGUCUGAACCUCCCUGUAUACACCACCGUGAGGUCAGGACCUAGCCAUAUACCUGUUUUCACUUGCACUGUAGAGCUUGCCGGUAUGAAUUUCGUUGGUGAACCAGCAAAAACCAAGAAACAAGCUGAGAAAAAUGCCGCCAUGGCUGCCUGGUCUGCUUUGAAACAAAUGCCAAGUUUUGGUUUUCCAUCUCGAACAAACAAAGAUGAUGAAAGCAAUACUGAAAACAAUGAAGAACAGGAACAGGCAGCAGUGGCAAAGGUUCUCUCAAAUUUCAGGCCUAAAGAUGGAAAAAGAUCCGAAAAACAGAGGGUGACUAAGCAGGCAGGCAGAAGAGAGCUCUUGAUUCACAGGGAUAACGUUUCUACUUCUUCCCCCCAAAACUUAUUGCAUCAUCAGGAAUGGACGUCUAUGGAUCCGGUGCCUGAUUUCUCCUUGAAUUAUACAGCCCAGCAACAGAAACAGCAAAAGAACUGCUUCUUGGCUCGUCUUCCCCAAUCUAUUCCUCUCGCAUCUUCCAAGCUCCUACCGCCAACUCCAACCAGAGAAAACCAUCUCAAUUUCUACCCACCGAACAAACCUAUCCCAGUACAAGUUAGCAACAGAUCACAGGUCAAUAGACAAGAGUUCCCACCUUCAUUGGAAGAGCAUGAAAAGGACGAAGAAGAGUGUCUUAAUGGAAAACCAGAUGCCAGUGAGAAACCCAUGGAAAAGGAACCCAACAAUUCAAACAAGGGUUGUACCUUGGGGCCAAAACUCAGUUAUCAACAGAGAUUUCCACUCCCUAAAACGGGAAAGCUCAACAUUUCGAUGCCUGAUCACUGUCCGAAACAAGCACAGAUCACAACCAGGCAUUUCAGACCUCUUUCUUCUCCAAUGGAGGCAGCCGACGUAGCAAACAUGGUCCCAGCAGCGGUCCUUCUCCCAAGAAUUUUGAACACAAGCAGGUUCUAUGUACAGAGCAUUGCCCCAGCAGUUCACAUUCGAUCAGUGAUUCCAGUUUGUGCAGCCCCACCCGUGAAGCCGCCAUCAUCAACUCCUCUAACAUCCCAGAUGAAAGAAGUGUCGUCAAAAUCCUCGCCCUCAGUCUCAAUACAAACAGAGGAAGAAGCCACAUCAGCCAGCUCAAAAUUGAACAAUCUACAGUAGGGAAAAAACAGAGCAAAAAGAACAAUAUACUAAUCCAAUCCAUAUUAUCCCAUGAAGCUGGUUUUCCUUGGUGUCUUUCCGCAAAACUUUUCGUAUCUUUUGUUCUGAAGCCAUGAUUUUGUCUCAUUUGUCUAGUGAAAGUUGUAUCCGUGGUUAAAGAUUUUUCUUUCUUGUACGCUUCACUGUUUUACUAAUCUCGGGAAGAAGUUACUAUGACGAGAACUGAGAAGAGAACAGGGGGGAAUGCAGAAUGCUCCUACUAUUGAUGAUAGAUGAGUAAAAAAAGGAAGACAUUAAUUGACAGCUGAAGAGAGGUUGCAGAGAUAAGUGGGGGAAAGAAAAAGGAGGGUGUGGGCAGAUGGGGUAGCAUUGAAUGCGGGUUCAAGAGAAACAAAUACAGUGAUGAACGCAAGCGUUGAGUUGUGGUCAGAAAAUUAAUGGUUCUGUCUUCCCCAUUAAUGCUACAUUGAGUGGACGUAGAAUCAAGAAAAGAGAGCAGUGGUUUGUCAACAUUUUUCUUCUUGCACUGUAACUCCAUUAUAUGUUAACCAACUUGUUUAUCAAUUAUCACUGAGCCCCCCCACCUCCCAAGGGGGGAGAGAGAGAGAGAGAGGUUGUCUUUCUCACUGUUUGACUGAGGUUGGGGCUGGCUUCUCAAAUGUUUCAAAAUGAGAAUUAGCCAUAGCCGUCAUUGUGUUGAAUUUAUCUGUUCUAGGCGCCAAGAGAGAGAGAGAGAGGCUCUGUGUGUUUGGAUAGGUUGGGGCCGGUGGGGUAUGGGUAAUCCGUUGUUGCAAUUCCCUUACUAUGGUGUAGUCCAGUGCAGUACUCGAGUCGUUUUAUUUCCAUCUUCUUCACGGGGAAGUUAAUAAUGAAAAUGAGAAUUCCCUCUC